CCUCACCACAGGGACACUGCAGGUCCGUCUCCUGGGCUGUGAACAGUUGCUGGCAGCCGUGCCUGGACGCUCCCCGGCGGCUGCACUGGCUGGCAGCCCCUCCGAGGGCUGGCUUCGGACCAGGGCCAAGCAGCAGCGUGGCCGAGGCGAGCUUGCCAGCGAGGUGCUGGCUGUGCUGAAGGUGGACAACCGCGUUGUGGGGCAGACGGGCUGGGGGCAGGUGGCUGAACAGUCCUGGGACCAGACCUUUGUCAUCCCACUGGAACGAGCCCGUGAGCUGGAGAUUGGGGUGCAUUGGCGGGACUGGCGGCAGCUAUGUGGCGUGGCCUUCCUGAGACUUGAGGACUUCCUGGACAAUGCCUGUCACCAGCUGUCCCUCAGCCUGGUACCACAGGGACUGCUUUUUGCCCAGGUGACCUUCUGCGAUCCUGUCAUUGAGAGACGGCCCCGGCUGCAGAGGCAGGAACGCAUCUUCUCUAAACGCAGAGGCCAGGACUUCCUGAGGGCUUCGCAGAUGAACCUCAGCAUGGCGGCCUGGGGGCGCCUCGUCAUGAACCUGCUGCCCCCCUGCAGCUCCCCGAGCACGAUCAGCCCCCCCAAAGGGUGCCCUCGGACCCCAACAACAUCACGAGAGGCCUCUGACCCUGCCACUCCCAGUAAUUUCUUGCCCAAGAAGACCCCCUUGGGCGAAGAGAUGACACCCCCACCCAAGCCCCCACGCCUCUACCUCCCCCAGGAGCCAACAUUCGAGGAGACUCCGCGCACCAAACGCCCCCAUAUGGAGCCUAGGACUCGACGUGGGCCGUCUCCACCAGCCUCCCCCACCAGGAAACCACCUCGGCUUCAGGACUUCCGCUGCUUAGCUGUGCUGGGCCGGGGACACUUUGGGAAGGUCCUCCUGGUCCAGUUCAAGGGGACGGGGAAAUACUAUGCCAUCAAAGCGCUGAAGAAGCAGGAGGUGCUCAGCCGGGACGAGAUAGACAGCCUGUACUGCGAGAAGCGGAUCCUGGAGGCUGUGGGCCGCACAGGGCACCCCUUCCUGCUCUCCCUCCUUGCCUGCUUCCAGACCUCCAGCCAUGCCUGCUUUGUGACUGAGUUUGUGCCUGGUGGUGACCUCAUGAUGCAGAUCCACGAGGAUGUCUUCCCAGAGCCCCAGGCCCGGUGGGUUCCAUCCCUCCUGCCUGCCUCUUCCAGCAAACUUUGCCUGGUUCCCUACACCCACUCUCUACGUCCUGCUUUCCCCAAGUGCCCAACAGCAGAGGAGCAGGAGUCAGAGGCCUUGGUUUACAUCCUGGCACCAACUGACAGCAUUUAUGACC
Piliocolobus tephrosceles (Ugandan red Colobus) is the source of this 1319-nucleotide messenger RNA. Its product is annotated as serine/threonine-protein kinase N3-like. NCBI's taxonomy places the organism in Eukaryota, Metazoa, Chordata, Mammalia, Primates, Cercopithecidae. The annotation marks the transcript as partial. The record is from RefSeq and is a predicted model, not a curated record. The transcript is spliced from 10 exons. Gene Ontology annotation, molecular function: ATP binding; protein serine/threonine kinase activity. Gene Ontology annotation, biological process: intracellular signal transduction; peptidyl-serine phosphorylation.